Molecule: messenger RNA, 1541 nt
Organism: Pelobates fuscus (common spadefoot toad)
Lineage: Eukaryota; Metazoa; Chordata; Amphibia; Anura; Pelobatidae
Product: EF-hand calcium-binding domain-containing protein 14-like
Exons: 10
Coding region: 193-1230 (345 amino acids)
Molecular function (GO): calcium ion binding
Source: RefSeq, a predicted model, not a curated record
UUGAAUACUCUUGCAUUCCUGAACUAAUUCACCAGUAUCACAUAAUUUUAGUCUAAGAGUUUAAUACAGAGAGCUCUGUGUUCCAACAGUGUAAGGGAAUCUUACUGGUAGUCAACAAGUCACUAGGAAGAAAACUAAACAAUAACACAGACCAAUUUUAUAACUCUGCAGUUUCUGGAUUCAACUGAUAAAAUGGAUACAGGUAAACAAGAGAACUAUGCUCUUUUACAUGAUGAAUCUGAUGUAGAAGAGUAUGAGAAAAGCAACAGAGGCAAUGAGAAGACUCAACAAGGGAAAUCAUAUAUGAGAGGACUGAAUACAAUCUACACAUUGGCACAACCACAGUGGCUUUGCCAUACAGUUUUCAUUGUGUUUUUGGUCUCUUCACAAGCAGCUCUAUGUAUCUUUGUUUUGACCAUGCACAUGGACCUAGAAACAAUUAAACUGGAUCAAGCAUUCUUACAGAAAGGCCAACUCAAUUAUGUUAAUAAUGUGAGUGGUUCAAGAUCUGAAAAUGCAACUCAGAAAACGGAAGGAUUAAAGUCGGAUGAACGAGGAAUGAAUAACAUCAGUCUUUUGAAAAGGAUUCAUGCUAUAGAAUUGAAUAUGAAAUCAGUGAAAAAGAUUGUUUCAAGUCAUGAGGAUUACAAAGCUGAACAAAUCCACCAACAAGCCGAAGCAACUAAGUAUGAAAAUGCAUUGGAAAGACAGUUCAAUAAUAUGACCAAAGCCUUAAAUACUAUUCGAAAUCACCUGGAGGAGAACAUGGAUAUAGUCUUCUCGCAGAUAUCACAACUAAGAGAUGAUGUCUAUUUUAUUGAAAAUGCUUUAAACCGCUCAAAGCAAGAACAUUUAGGUGUCAUUGAAACAACACCAAAGCCAACAGCGGAACUCCCAAUCCAGAAGACAACAGAUCCUCUGUACAUGGAACCUCAGACUAUGCAGACUCUGUCAGAGAUGAGAACUGCGAUGCAAUCAAUUUCAAAGCCAAAUGAUGUUUUAGAAACAAUUGAUCAAUUAUCAAUUCCUUUUCUAAAGAGUCGACCAGACUUUCAGGUAUUUUUCUAUGGAGCAGAUAAAGAUGCAAAUGGAUUUUUGUCUUACGAUGAAAUAAAGAAAGUUCUUGGAGAAGAAGCCCCAAAUGAGGAUGUUCUAGCUCAGUUUGAUGAUGAUAAAAACAGAUAUUAUUCUUACAUUGAACUAAUCAGAGCAUUUCAGUUACCAGAUUAAAUUGAAAGAUCAAAAAACAAGAUAGAAGACAGACAACUACAAGGGAAGACGUUAGUGGACAGCUAUGAAAAAAAAAUGCAUACACGCAACUUUUUAAUAAACAAUGUUUUAUUAAAAUUACUGCAUUUACACAAACAAUGGAUGUAUUUCUGACAUACAGAAAUAAAUGCUGUUAUCCUACAAUUUAAAAGUGUAAUUCAGUUAUAGGCUUUACAGUAAUUGUUUCAAAUAUCUUAGUAACUUUUUUUCUAUGUCACAUCAAAAUGUAAUUUUACCGCAUUACAUCUUAAUAAAAACAAAUGUUACUUAGU